Molecule: messenger RNA, 3581 nt
Organism: Platichthys flesus (European flounder)
Lineage: Eukaryota; Metazoa; Chordata; Actinopteri; Pleuronectiformes; Pleuronectidae
Exons: 4
Coding region: 1-3123 (1040 amino acids)
Biological process (GO): positive regulation of transcription elongation by RNA polymerase II
Molecular function (GO): protein binding
Source: RefSeq, a predicted model, not a curated record
AUGUGGUGCUACCAGAAACCAGGGUUUGGAGCUCUCCUCCUCGCUGAGCUGCAGAGACAGCAGCAGCGCAGCCAGUUCUGUGACACUCUGCUCAAGGCAGAAGGUGUUUCAGUGCCGGCACACAGUUGCCUUCUCUCAGCGAUCAGUCCCCUUGUGUCCUCCACUCUGUCCUCCACGCCGGCGCCGCCUGCAGGAGAGAAUCGUCUCGUGGAGUUUCAGUCUCUUGACUCCUGCACGCUGCUCCGCAUGGUCAGGCUGCUGUACUCCGGAGAGAUGGCUGGGGAGGGGGAGAAGGAGAAGCAAGACGCUAUAUCCGCUGCAGCCAAUCUGGGCAUCCACGGGCUGGUGGAGGUCACGAGAAGAGAUCCUAAAAGCAGUGACGAGGAAGGAGGAGGCCGACAUGUGGAGGUGGGCGUUCAGACCGAGCCGAUGAUGUUGGAUGAUUACAAGAAGAAGCGGGUCAAGUGGAGGAGAGAGGUGAGGGAUGGGGGCACUUUGCUGUGGAAGGAGACACAGUCAUAUAGUGAGAAAGACAUGUGGACACAGACAGAGGAGCUGCAGGGAAGCACUGCUCCCUCUACUCCCUCUGCCGCCUCCAUUGAAACCAUGGACAUGGCUGCUCUCCACAAUGCAGAGCAGACAGACUCCCAAAUUCUCCCCUUUCAAAUUCCCCACAUUCCCAUAUCCCUCCUCUACCUGCCAGAAAACCAGAUAAACCAUCCUCCCUCUGCAUCUGCAACAUCCAUGCAAGACUCCACAGCAGCUGAACCCACAGCUGGUGCUGUUGCGGUGCCGCCGUUCUGCUCCGUCCCCCUGUCUCUCCAGCCUUUCUCCACCGUGUUUGCCAGAGAUGCCACAGUGGGCGAGGAGUGGCUGGACGAGCAGUUUGAGCGUUUCCAAGGCAACAUCCCAGGAUUCAUAAACAACUUCCUCCACCCAGACAAAGAGGAGGGCUCCGGCAGGGGGCGAGCGGGGCGGAGGCGUGGGGCAGGGGCGGGGAGGCCACGGAGAGCCGGGGCAGCUGAGAGACGAGCAGGGAGACCACAAGGCAGCACAAGAGGGAGAUGGAGGGGACGGUUAACCCAGACGGUGGACGUGCAGAAGGUCGGGGUGAGCAAGGUGCAGAAGCUGUUCCUGCAGAGGUGGGGGAGGAGGUCAACGAGGACGGGUCAGGGCGGAGGAGCUGCAGGCAGGAAGUUGUGCCUGAAGACAAGAGAGUUUCUGAGGUCGGCCAAGAGCUAUCGCAGAAGUAGAAGUCGCGGCAAAGUGUUUGAGUUCAGCCAGAGUGAGGAGAUGCUGCCACACAGUCAGGCAGGAAGACAAGGUUCCACAAAGCAUCGACAGAGGACCCCACUGCAAAAGGUUAAUCAGGAUGGGCUGCCUGGCAGCGGGACUCAGAGCUCGAGGGCCAAGUCAACAACAUCCUACUCUAUUACUCCUGUUCACUUCUACAACCUUGACACCUUACCCAGCCCCCACCUCCAGCCUUCUCCGUCUCCUGCAGCCUCCUACAUGCCUCCAGCUUCAUCCCUGCUCCACACCACCUGCCUCCCUGCUGCAGAGCCGCCACCCUCCCAAAUCGAUUCUCUCCUGGAGGAAGUGAUGAGCGGACUCGACAUUUUACCAAAGAGCAGCAGUUUUCCUGGUUCAUGGCAUCCUCGACCAACCAGAGGCAGCGGCUGUACCUACGUCUCCCCUGGGAAUAGUUUGGCCCAAAGCAAACAGGUCUGCACCACUGAGCUCCUGGAAGCUUUUCAUGGGUCUGCGCAAGUUGCCGCUGUGACAAGUGAAGCUAGCACUUCCUCUUCUGCACAAGGUGAGGUACCUGUUCUGCAGCUGCAGGGAGGGGGGGAGAUGAACCAUAUGCUGGAACACUUCCUUCAUUCGUUUGAGCAACACGUUGAAAACUGUCGUGCCAGGGAAGAGGAAGAGAGAAAUGGGGAAAUCUUCAAUGAGCCGAGCAAGUCUUCCCCAGUCCUGAACAGUCACAGAAAAACUAAGACCAAGACCAAACGUCCAGUCAUACGCCCUCAAACUGAAUCACAGCAGGGGGAGGAAGCCGACAGCCACACAAGUCGUUCACAGCCACGCAAGGCCUCAGCUCAGAGUCCGGCUCCCCUACGACGUGCUGAGGAAACUUCAGGGAACCAAAGAACAAGGAGAAAACGGGAAUACAAGAAAAAAAAGACGCAACAUCUCUUCGCAUUAGAGAAAAGGAGGGUGAGGAGGAGGAAGCCCGUGCCUAUGAGUGAUGCAGAGAUUAAGAUCCUUCACGGCCUCAGAGACAAACGGCUCCAGCAGAUUCCUGUGGUGAAACUGGAGAGGAGAGGACCGAUACCAGUCAGAGUAACGCUGCAGGCAUACAGCUGUCAACGUCUGGAAGUCAAGGAUAGUGGGCCCUUGCUUUACAAGCCACUGGUAGACAAAUCAACCUCAGCAGGUUCCAGUCGAGGCGGGUCCAAGGAAAACGGACACCAUGUGAGUUUACCUCAUGAUGGGAGCUCAACACCUGUGGACCGCUUUGCCACGAAUGAACAACUGGAGCAAAACCAAGAGAGACAUGCUGUAGAGUUGACUGUCGAGGCACAGGAAGAGGAAGAGGAACCUACGAGGAGGGGGGUGAAGAGGAGAGCUGAGUCAGGGGGGGAAACCCACGAUGUUGCCAAAAGGAUUUGCUUUGAGCCAGUGGCCGAUCCGACCUCUGACACAUGCAUACACAGCUCUGGAUCUGCCGAGCUACACUCUGAACAAGCAGACACAGAGGCAGAGGAAGUGAUUGAUGUGGAGAGUGUUUCGCUGACCAGUGUCGGAGGCUGUUUGGAAGGAGAAAAAAAAAGAGAAAUCGAAGAAGUAGAAGAAACGGAGGAAGGUUCAAUGUACGAGGAGGCAGAGAGCAGUGCGGAUGAGAUCAUCGAUGUGGAUGGAGACACUGACGGUGGAACCAACAUGGAGAACGAUACCGACGGCUGCAGAGAAGAGGCAGGAAUAGGCCGAACGUUACCAUUUCUGUCGCACUGUGUUUCAACUCCUUGGGCACAGGAGGGCAGCACGGGGUUAACAGAAAGCAGGGAGGAGGAGGACAUCAACGUGAUUGGGGAUUCCAGCCCCUCACUGAGCCGGUGAUCGUCAGCUGGACGGAGUCUUCAGACAAGGAGGAUGGAGACGUUGACGUCUUUGGAGAAAAGACGUACGACUGAUCCGUGGUCUUUGCUAUAAUAAAGGUGAGCUUGUAUGUUAGAGGUCCUCUCACAUUAGAAUCUGUCUCGCUCUGUUUGUUAUUUCUUACAUUUCUCAGGAAAUAUUUCUGAAUUGUUUUUAUGGAGCGGUGAGUAAAGAGUGAUCGAGAUUAAGAUGAACAUGGUUUCAUCAUAAAUGUUUUAUAUGUUACGUCUUAAGCUUCUUCUGUUGUUGUUCUGUUCAUCUGACAAUCACACAAGGGAUUUUGUUUUCAGAAAGAGAAUUGUGAGCGACUUGUUCGUGGUUUGUUCGGGUUUGAAAACCAGAUAAGUUUGUUAAAGACGUAAAGAGAAAGAGUUGCAUCAUUGUGCAUAAAACUGCUGAACUGAUCAACCAGGAACCAG